Molecule: messenger RNA, 4722 nt
Organism: Haliotis rufescens (red abalone)
Lineage: Eukaryota; Metazoa; Mollusca; Gastropoda; Lepetellida; Haliotidae
Product: putative pre-mRNA-splicing factor ATP-dependent RNA helicase PRP1
Exons: 13
Coding region: 122-2335 (737 amino acids)
Cellular component (GO): spliceosomal complex; intracellular anatomical structure
Molecular function (GO): RNA helicase activity; ATP binding; RNA binding
Source: RefSeq, a predicted model, not a curated record
ACCCGAGUCUGAAAUAACUGGAGAGGCUACCAUAGUAUUCUAUUGAACGUCGUGUUAACGUUGUUAUCGUAUAUCAUAAACUGUGGUGAACUCUGGUUUACGCCAUUUUGAGACUUUCAACAUGUCGAAGAGGCAUCGUAUUGAUGUGGGCGAUUCUCACGGCAAAAGGAACAGAGAUGACGACCGAGACAAAGACCGGGACCGGGAUCGGGAUCGGGACAGAGAUAAGGACAAGGACAAGCCCAAGUCCAUAUUUGAGCAGUUCAACAUCCCGAGACCCACGCUGCAGAUGAAUCCCUUCACAGGGAUGCCCUACUCCCCCCGCUACUACCAGCUGCUCAACAAGCGGAUGACGCUGCCAGUCUGGGAGUACAAGGAAAAAUUCAUGGAGAUGAUGACCAAAUACCAGACCAUUGUCCUGGUGGGAGAAACUGGCUCUGGCAAGACCACACAGAUCCCCCAAUGGUGCCUUGAGUGGGUGCGAGCUCGGUUUGCCAAGAAGGCUGUUGCGUGUACACAGCCUAGAAGGGUGGCGGCCAUGUCGGUGGCUCAGCGUGUGUCAGAGGAGAUGGAUGUCGGCCUGGGGCAGGAAGUGGGAUACAACAUCCGUUUUGAGGAUUGCACCUCAUCUAAAACAGUCAUGAAGUACAUGACAGAUGGUAUGUUACUGAGAGAGGCCAUGUCGGACCCCCUACUUGAAGCUUAUGGAGUCAUCAUGUUGGAUGAAGCUCACGAGCGUACCCUUGCGACUGACAUCCUCAUGGGCCUGUUAAAGGAGGUCGCCAAACAGCGAUCGGAUCUCAAGAUUGUUGUCAUGAGCGCUACCCUCGAUGCCGGCAAAUUCCAGCACUAUUUUGACAAGGCCCCACUGAUGAGUGUCCCUGGUCGUACACAUCCUGUGGAGAUCUUCUACACACCCGAGCCAGAGCGUGACUACCUGGAGGCCGCCAUCAGGACUGUCGUACAGAUCCACAUGUGUGAGGAGGGAGACGGAGACAUUCUUCUCUUCUUGACAGGACAGGAGGAGAUUGACGAGGCGUGCAAGAGACUGUCUCGGGAGGUGGACAACCUGGGUCCUGACGUGGGCAACUUGAAGUGUAUCCCUUUGUACUCAACCCUCCCCCCAGCCCAGCAACAGCGCAUCUUCGAGCCUGCCCCUGCCAAGAAGCCCAACGGAGCCAUCGGGAGGAAGGUGGUGGUCUCCACCAACAUUGCUGAAACAUCCCUGACAAUUGAUGGUGUUGUGUUUGUGAUAGACCCUGGCUUUGCCAAACAGAAGGUGUACAACCCCCGUAUCCGAGUGGAGUCUCUCCUGGUGACUGCCAUCAGUAAAGCCAGCGCCCAGCAGCGAGCCGGCCGAGCUGGCAGGACUCAGCCGGGGAAGUGUUUCCGUCUGUACACGGAGAAGGCGUACAAGCAGGAGAUGCAGGACAACACGUACCCUGAGAUCCUCCGGUCCAACCUCGGCUCUGUAGUGCUGCAACUCAAGAAGCUUGGUAUCGAUGAUCUCGUGCACUUCGACUUCAUGGAUCCACCUGCUCCUGAGACGUUGAUGAGGGCACUGGAGUUGUUGAACUACCUGGCAGCCCUUGAUGACGACGGAGAGAUCACAGAACUCGGCUCCAUGAUGGCUGAGUUUCCACUGGAUCCACAGCUCGCUAAAAUGGUUAUUGCCAGCUGUGAUUUCAGCUGUUCCAACGAGAUUCUGUCGAUAACGGCCAUGUUGUCAGUCCCGCAGUGCUUCGUUCGACCGGCUGAGGCCAAGAAACCUGCAGACGAGGCUAAGAUGAGGUUCGCCCACAUCGAUGGUGAUCACCUCACUCUGCUCAACGUAUACCAUGCUUUCAAGCAAAACCAGGAGGACCAGCAAUGGUGUUAUGACAACUUCAUCAACUUCCGGUCACUGAAGAGCGCGGACAAUGUGCGGCAGCAGCUUGCUCGCAUCAUGGAUCGCUUCAACCUGAGGCGGUCCAGCACUGACUUCACCAGCCGAGACUACUACAUCAACAUCAGGAAGGCGUUAGUCUCCGGUUACUUCAUGCAGAUCGCUCACCUGGAGCGGACGGGUCACUACUUGACUGUGAAGGACAACCAGGUAGUACAGCUUCACCCGUCCACCGUCCUCGACCACAAGCCGGAGUGGGUGCUCUACAAUGAGUUUGUGCUCACCACCAAGAACUACAUCAGGACUGUCACGGAUAUCAAGCCAGAGUGGUUGAUCAAGAUCGCGCCCCAGUACUACGACAUGUCCAACUUCCCCAACUGCGAGGCCCGACGGAUGCUGGAGAGGAUCAUUGCCAAGCUGGAGAGCAAGCAGUACCAAGAAGGCUUUUGAUCAGCCUUGCCUAUAGGAAAUGUCAGCUACUGUUACUAUAUUGUGCAAGAUCUGGGACCAAUAUCUCCAAGGCCGGCCCUCGUACAUGUAGGCCGAGGUUGCACCUGUCUGUAUCUGAAGUUGCCCUGUGAUCCAACUGGGACUGAUAUCUAAGGCCCUUAUUGAUGUAGACUUAGGUGCUCCUGUACCCAAUGUGUGCUCUGUGUUCAGCUGUGAUUCUAUGGACCCAGGAUACAAGGUUAAAAUUGAAGCGUUAAUUGCCCAGUGCUAAGCUGGGGCCAAGUCCUGUAAUCGUGACAAGGAUGCAAGGUUACGGCAAUGUGUAUCCAAGACAUUACGUUCCCACCGUUCAAAAUCAACAAACCUGUCUUGUAUUUAAGACGCUACCAUGUCUACUAGUCAGCUUACCAAAAUGUAAUCUAUAUCAGUCUAUCAAUGACAGAUUACCCUCACAAAAAAUGGACGAUGUCGAAAGUUAUUAUGGAGCAGUGAAUACACAUGGGCAACACACCUCAGCGAAGGACAAGGACAUGGAACAUGUAGGACACUAGAUACAGAUUUGUAUCUGCAUUACUACAUGUACUGCUUCAAGCAUCAAUGGCUGAAAGCUGUGUACCGCAUUGGACAGUUGAGUUUCCUUUGAGGGACUGACAUACAGACAUGGUCAACGCUUGGAGGACAAGUGGGCAAUUAAUGUCAUGUUGCAGCACUUGAAGUACAAGUGCCAUUUGUAUAUAAAUAUGCACUUAAUGUUUGCUAGCAUCGUGUGUACAGGGCAGAUCUAAGUGGUGCCAAGAGUCUGGGUUUGAACCCAGGCAGGAAGUGCUAAUGUGUGAUAGAUCGUGGACAUAAGUAUUACAUGUUGUUGAACAUCAUCUCAUGAAACUGUUUCCGUUUCCGAAAUCAUUGCCACCGUUUUGUUUCAUUUUUAAGGUAGAAGUAAACAGAGAAAGAAUGAUUUCAAAUUGUUCUGUUUUGUGACUAUGGUUACUGGACUGUAGAUCAUUCGAUACCAGACUGGAAUUUUUCAGCUUUGUUUGUUUCAUUGGUGUAAUAGGGAAUCAAAGUUAUUCAUCUCAUUUAUUUUGAAUGAAAGGAUUAUGAAAGUGAAAAUGUCGACCCCCAUGACCACAUGGUGGAUUGUGCUUUUUGGACUGUUGAGUGAAUUUGUUGUGGUUGCAAAUAACAAAGAUGUUUUUCCAUACUGUUUAUCAUACUCCAUAGUAGUCGUCGCAGCAAUGCCUUGUCACUAAUCCUCCCACUGGCUGUAAACUUGCUGAUGUAGCAUGAAGUGUAUACUCUCUGUCUCUCAAAUAUCUACUCACACCCUGGGGAACGACUAUGAGUUCUGCCUCCAUCAUCCAAGAAGAUGACAUCGCCCCUUUCACAUCAUAACAAGUAGUUGUGGUCGUUUCCCGUGUUUCUGUGCAACACUCACCUGUGAUACCAGUCUAUCUUGGUAUGGCUUUCUGGAGAUUGAUGAAAUAUGUGUGCAAGUACACGUAAACAUCACAGUACAAGAUCUCUUCACUGUUGCCUGUCAGGGCCUCCAUGUAGGGCGGACAUGAAAUAUCUUGUGAAUGUGUGAACUUGAGCAUGUGUGAAACAAAGUCUGUUGUAUGACUUGUGUUGACCCGAUCUCGUAAGAGAUGCCAUGGUAUAGAAGGUAGAGGGAGUAUGAGCUGUCCAAGACAGUGAUUAAAGUUGGUCCUUCUGCUAGUCCGAUCCUUGUGCGCCAGACUAGUAAACAUACCAUCCUCGAUAGACAAGUUCUUUCAGUACUUCACAGUACCACUACAGAAUGUCAGGUAAUAUUUUUAUAAAGUUUAAAUAAGCUGUGUUAGGUUUGUAAUUGGAUUACACUUUUGUAAGAAAUAUUCUCAAACUUAUUAUUUAUUCUUAAUUUCAUAUCAAAACUUGAUCAAUUUAUUAUGCCUUUCUGUUUAUCAACUAAUUUUGCCAUUAUCAUUAGUAAGAUAUUUUGAAAUACAAACAGUCUUUGAUAGAACAGCAUUCUAAAAAUUCUGACAGUCAAUGUAUAAGAAUGUUCCUCAAAGACAUUCCUGAGUUUGAAGGUUUGUGUUGUCAACAUUUAAACAUUUGCAUUAAAUCAGAUUGAAUUGAAACAAGGGUACUUUGUUUGUGCAGCAAGCACCUGGUACAUCUAUGUACAGGUGUAUGUUACUUGAUGCCUUUUGCUGUCAAUGGCAUUCUUCUGUCUGGAUUUUUUAAUUGGUUAGUUCAAGUAUAUUUCCGAUCGCCUGAUUCUUUGUUAAACUUCAGUAACCGAAGAAGUUGUGUAUUUGUCGAUGUGUUCUUAUGAAUGUUACCUCAAUUUUAUCAUCUGAUUCAUUUUGCACAUGAGAGGAAAUAAAAUGUAAAUAAAG